Pocillopora meandrina is the source of this 2079-nucleotide messenger RNA. The record is from the annotation of a GenBank genome assembly. NCBI's taxonomy places the organism in Eukaryota, Metazoa, Cnidaria, Anthozoa, Scleractinia, Pocilloporidae.
AUGAAAUUUCCAGUAACUCGUGCAGUGGAUAAAAAGGUAAGAUAAGAUAUGAAGUAAUAGCUCGUUGUAAAUUCUUAUAUGUAAUUAUAAAUAAUAGUCUUGUUGAAUGAUUCGCUUCAGAAUCAACCCUCAAACCUGUUUGUUCCAUGAAUAUUUCCAUACUAAAAUAUGUUUGACCAUAAACUUUUGCGGUUUUCGUGACGAGGCUGAGAAAAUUUCUUCAGGAUUAACAGUUUAUUGUUCUCGGCUUGAGAAUUCAGCGAUAUUAGUGCGCUCUCCUCACUAAGCGCGCGUGAGGUAAAAGAACCAUUUAUUUGAGUGGUAUUUGUAGUUAAGUAAGAGACAGCUCUCUGUGUUAAGAAAUCUUGGGGAAAAAAUCUCUGAAAUUUUAGAGCAAAUUCAAAUGACAGCGUUAGCACAUUUAAAACAGAACAUUUCAGGCCGUAUAGUGUUGUUAAUUACACGCAGUCAGGGCAUUAAGCGAGGAUAACAAUUUAAUCCCAGAGACUCAUACGAGUUCGAAAUUAACAAUUGAAUUAAUUUCCCUUCUGAAUUGCAACGAUGCUAAAUUUUAAUUCAGUUGUGAAGAACAGUGAGAUCUCUGAUUAUUUUCUCCUUCAACGCUCCUCUUAGCAGCAAACUCGUUUCUUUUGACAGGUAAACAAAUCCAUUCAAGAUCGCCUUCGACGCAAAAGGAUAAGCAAGAGCGUUGACGCACUCAGGGAGUUGGUGCUUGGACCUUCGAUCGAACACGUGAGUUGAGUUGUUUCAGUCCAAGUAUCCUCUUGACGUACUUACGAACGAUCAAUGGCAAGCCUCGAGCUAAGAAAACCUAAAAUAAGACAGCCGGUUCCCCUGGCUUUUGCACUUGUCUCUGAAGUUGCUGAAUACCCAUGGCUAAAAACUUUAUUCCAAAAUGUUGUUAUAAAUGAAACGCUUCGAAAAAAAACAACCCUGAAGCUUCUCAACAGCUGAAAUGAAAGGGGAAUCGAUCUUGAACAAAAUAAUGAAAAUAAGUUCAUGAAAGUAUUGCAAAAUUUGUUGUAGGCUUUAUUCAGUGACUAAAAACCAUUGACUCAAUGUUUCGCCACAAUGAUAGACAGAAUUCAACAAUUUUUGUUGCUGAAUACGUAGCAUUGAAUGAAAAUUUGCUCUUGCGAUAUGGAGGGUGUGACACGCUCCAAAGAACCAAGCAGGCUUUAUUAGCAGAAUCUAAUCAGCACUUCACAUAUUGCACGCGCUUGUGGUCUCUCAUCCAUUUUCAUCUGCUUUUGCCUACAUUCAAAAUACUUGUCACAGUCUGUUUUGAUUCAUCCCCGCGCAUUUUGGCGCGCGGGCGGAACACGUUUUGAGCUAAACUCACUGAAGGACGAAUUCAUGCUUAAUUUUGGUUGAAUUUGUUCCCUUUCAGACGAAGAUCGGAAAACGGACAUCCUUAAACUCACAGUACAAUAUAUCAGACGGCAGAAAGGUAGGAAUUGUUCUUUUAUCUCAUCCAAACUUAAUUAUUCGCUCGCUGUUCACUUUGGAACUACCCAAAUUCAGAGGGCGUCGGCUUCACAAUAUUGUCACAUUUAAUGAUAUACCGGUUUGUAUAAUUGCUUUAAGUCAUCCAAAUUCACUCAUAAUUGUAUCAUUGUCCUUGCAGAACGUUUGGAAAAUGUCGCAGAAGACCAAAGGACAGUAGAAAUCUGCCAGAGAGAGUCAAGUGCCCUCAUACCUUCAUCUGGAAACAACUUCUGUAAACUGUCAAUUUGUUCAACGAAUGAGCAAACAAAACAAACAAAUGAAAUUAAAAUCUUAGACAGACACGUUAGUUCUGAGAAUUCUAAGUUCUGUGACAACGAAGACGUCUCUGAUCAACUCUUCUCUAGUCAGUCACAGAUGUAUUCUACCAGAUCCAGCUUAAUUGGAAACACGACCGAGGAUUUUCGAAAACACGCUGUAAAGCGAAAGCCUUUCAGGGAACUGAAUUACGAUCAAAAGAGAGGAACUGACAGACAAACAAUUUGGCGGCCUUGGUGAGGCGCAUGCGUUCUAAGCGACACCAGGUCCGAAAUGAUCCAUCUCAUAGUCCCA